UCUUGUUCUCCAGAAGACCUUCCGCACCACCUGUGCCUGGCUCCUUGGGAGUGUCCCACUGCUGUGUUCUAAGAACGGAAGCAUCUGGGCUGGAUGGAAUUUAGCAUCAAAAAAAGUCCUCUUUCUGUUCAGAAAGUUGUAAAGUGCAUAAAGAUGAAGCAGGCACCAGAAAUCCUUGGUGGUGCGAACGGAAAGACCCAGAACUGCGAGGUGAAUCGGGACUGCUCCGUGUUCCUCAGCAAAGCCCAGCUUUCCAGCAGCAUACAGGAGGGCGUCAUGCAGAAGUUCAAUGGCCGCGAUGCCCUUCCUUUCAUCCCAGCGGAGAAGCUGAAAGAUCUUACUUCCCGUGUGUUUAAUGGAGAGCCUGGUGCCCAUGAUGCCAAGUUGCGUUUCGAAUCCCAGGAAAUGAAAGGAAUUGGGACACCUCCUAAUACUACCCCUAUCAAAAAUGGCUCUCCAGAAAUUAAGCUGAAGAUCACCAAAACAUACAUGAAUGGAAAGCCUCUCUUUGAAUCUUCCAUUUGUGGUGACGGCGCUGCUGAUGUGUCCCAGCCAGAAGAAAAUGGACAAAAGUCAGAAAACACGGCGAGAAGGAGCAGGAAGAGGAGCAUAAAAUAUGACUCCUUACUGGAGCAGGGCCUUGUCGAAGCUGCUCUGGUGUCCAAGAGCUCCAGCCCUUCAGAUAAAAAGGUUCCAGUUAAGAAAGAGCCCUGUACCAGCACUGGCAGAGACAAAGAUCACCUGUUGAAGUAUAAUGUUGGUGAUUUGGUGUGGUCCAAGGUGUCGGGUUACCCUUGGUGGCCGUGCAUGGUUUCUGCUGAUCCGCUCCUUCACAACUAUACCAAACUUAAAGGUCAGAAGAAGAGUGCACGCCAGUACCAUGUGCAGUUCUUUGGCGACGCCCCGGAAAGGGCGUGGAUAUUUGAGAAGAGCCUGGUGGCUUUUCAAGGAGAAGAACAGUUUGAGAAAUUGUGCCAGGAAAGUGCCAGGCAGGCACCUACAAAAGCUGAGAAAAUUAAGCUCUUGAAGCCCAUUUCAGGGAAACUGAGGGCCCAGUGGCAGAUGGGCAUUGUUCAAGCAGAAGAGGCAGCAGGCAUGUCAGUCGAGGAGCGGAAAGCCAAGUUCACCUUCGUCUAUGUGGGGGACCAGCUUCAUCUCAACCCUCGAGUGGCUGAGGAGGCUGGCGUUGCUGUGGUGUGUCCGGGAGAAACGGCAGCGUCCUCAGGAGUCAGGGAGGAAGCUGCUGGGAGCCCCCUGUGUGAGAGAGAAGAGGGCGUUCCCACGAAGAGGAGGCGGAGAGCCAAACUCUGUGUCUCUGCUGAGAACCGAGAGAGUGACCCUGGCUCAGUGAAGACCGUGGAGACUGACCCCAAAAGAGGAGUGGGGUCUCCUGCCGGGAGGAAGAAGGCCUCGGCCUCCGCCCCACGCGGCAGGAAGGGCGACGCGGCAUCCCAGUUCCUGGUCUUCUGUCAGAAGCACAGGGAUGAGGUUGUCGCUGAGCACCCUGACGCCUCAGGAGAGGAGAUCGAAGAGCUGCUGGGGUCCCAGUGGGACAUGCUCAACGAGAAGCAGAAGGCGCGCUACAACACCAAGUUCGCCCUUGUCACUUCUGCACCGUGUGAAGACGACUCGGGUACCUUAAAUGGGAAAAAACGAAACCACACAAAGAGGACCCCGGACCCUCCAGAAGAAGCUGACGUGGAGGAUGCACCCAGGAAGAGACUCAGGACGGACAAGCCGGGUCUGCGGAAGAGGGACGUGCUCACUGACAAAACCACCAGAACAAGCUCGUACAAGGCCACAGAGACGACCUCCUUGCUCAAGAGCCAGGCAGCAACGAAAAAUCUGUCGGAUGCAUGCAAACCCCUGAAGAAGCGAAACCGAGCCUCCGCGGCAGCGUCUUCAGCUCUUGGGUUUAGCAAAAGUUCAUCUCCUUCUGCGUCCUUAACUGAGAAUGAGCUUUUAUGGGAGCCCACAUCAGUCAAGUUGGAUUUGAACUCAGCUGCCCUGUACUGCACUUAAAAUGAUGUAAUAUUCCAAGAUGUCUGCUGCAGGUGGUGUAUCAUCGUACACACUAAGUGACAUUUCUAUCACAAUCAUUUUAUGGAAGAUGUGUGAUAAUCUGUUUUUACUGGUAUUAAUAAACACAUACAAUGAAGAAAACAGAUAACAAAUUUUAAGACCAAGGUAAGAUACUUAAUCAAGGCCAUUUAAUCAAUCACAUUCAUUUCAUGAUAGAAACACAUUCAUAUGCCAAUGAUCAAUGUAGAUUUCCAGUUGAAAAGGAGGCCCUUCAAUCAGGGGCCGUCCCAGAGCCGCGACGGUGACUCCGCAUUGAAGGGUGGUCCUGCUGCAGGUCGUUUUUCUCCUCUAGUUCAUAAUGUACGGAAUUUUUAUUGAAAAAAUGUCAGCAUCUGUACCUUCAGAAACAAAACAGCACACAUUAAGGAGUUCUUGUCAAUUCUCAUUGCCAAUGAAAUGUAUUCAAUACUGUAGAUAUUAAACUAAUUUCCAACGUGAAAGGCAGGAAGAGUUUUGAUUCUGUCCUUUUUUACUGAGCAUUUUUCCUAUGACACUAGAUACAGUAACUUUUUAGGAAAAGUAUCAUUUGCAGUAUCAUUGUGAACCAUGACUCUUGACUGAUCCCUGGGUGGGUACCAUAGUGAGGUUGGUGACGCCAGUCACUUCUUCAGUUGCUUUUGUAGAACACCGACCAUCAUGUUUGAAUGUCUUAAUCUUGGGUGACUGGCCGGGGGGUGUACCCAGGGUGCCCGCAUGUUUGCAUGGUGAGGAAGAAGCCCCAUGUGUGUGCCCUUCAGCCUCCCACAGCAGCACGGGAAUAGCACUCGGUUUAUUCUCAGCAGAUGCCCCGGAUGCAUUGGACCUGUAAGGAAUGUCCCCGACUGGUGCUCUGUGCUAGACAUGAAGUAAUGUGCAUGUGGCACCCAGGUGCCUGGAGCCUGGCAGCUCAGUGGCUCGCUGUCAUGACGGUGACGGCUGUACAAUAAAACAAUACAACCCCGCCACUCAGUUUUAUCCAAAAGUAUAGGUUUUGCUUUGGCAUGAAAAGUGACCCUAUGAACUGCAUUGUGCACACAGGGUACAAUAAACGCAUACACGGCCGAGCACGCUUUGUUGGAGUGACACCAGAGGGCGCUAGACUGUGUGGCUGAGGGCGGGGGCGGGGUUGCUCUCCUGGUUCUGCUCAGAUGUAGAGGAUAUGUGGCUCCAGGGUGGCCCAAGAGCGGUCCACACUGCACUGUUCCCAAAGGACAUGAAAAGCUUGAAUAAAUCUUAAAUUCUCAAAAAUAUCACUACUUCUGAAAGUAUGAACAAAAGUGGUAAAAAAAUGGCCCUGGUUCAAGAAGGGGUCACUCCAAGCAGAGACGAGCCUGGAAGGCUUUUUGUGAGAAGUAAGGGAUUUCAUUUGAAGUUGCGGCAUGACUUGUGGGUGGGUGGCUGCUAACCAGUGUGUGGUGCAUCAGCCAGAGGGUGGGUGCUCGCCGUCUGUGGAGGAACCACGACUGCGCAGUGUACACAGGGCGUGGAGGAGAACAGAUGAGACUGUGGCAAGGGCCUCGUUCCCCUGGGAACAUGGGGAAGGUGACCGCUGGGCAGAGGCAGGCGGUGUGCUCCGUGUGCUCAGCUCCACGCAGGUUCCGCUGGGCAGGCAGUGGGCAGGGCUCUCCCCUGAGGGACGCAGCAGGGAGCAGCGGUAUUGUCUGUCAGUACAUGAAAAUUCAUUACGCUGCUGAUUGAACGUGGAAUUCCUUCAUUUCUAGAAAUGUUAAAGUAGCAGUUAUGCCUGUUUAGCCUUGAGACUUUGGGACUCCGUUGUUGAGAUGAGUUUUGCUUUAUGUCAUACACCGAAUCAUUUUAAUGAUCCCGUUUGACUGGCUUCCAGCCAUCUUUCCUGUACCCUGCUUGUGGCUGUCUAGUAAAACAAAAUGAAACAAAAAGCCUUGCGGUGUUCAGAGGCGAGACUUGUCUGCAUCUGUGACAGCUGAGAUUGUAGUGGUUGUGCAGUAUAAUGGAGAGCGUCCCAGGUGAGCGCACACGUCAGCAGUGAGGCUGCAGUGUUUGCUGAGGUCCAAGAGCCGCUGGCUUCUGAGAUGGCCUCUCAGAUGGUGGGUUUCUGCCUCCCCUGCGGGAGUGAAGUGUUCCUCAGUCACAAUGACUCCGUUUUCACCUUCGUGUGUCACCUUAUACCCGUACCUCUCAGCCUGAAAUGGUUCAUUCUUUUAAGAGCAUGUUCCUGAAAACCAGCAAGAAACCUAAGCAGACUCUCUGCCGAGCAGGAAGCCGUAGGCAGAGGGUGGCUGUGUGGGGUGCGUGGAGCCUGGAGACUCGUCUCUCCUGCCCCGGGAUGCAGGGCUUCGGCGUCCGUGAGCCCCUCGCCGCAGGUGUGUGUGAGGCCCGGGUUUCUGUUGAGCUGCUGCAUGUGGAAGCUGAGGGAGACUUCAGCCAGUCCCAGGGUUGGGGAUGUUACCCUGAGGACACCAGAGGAGAGGAGUAGAAAGCCAUGCAUGAGAUCUAAACUCAGUAGCAAGGUUCUUACUCCCAUUGCCUCUUGGCCAAGAUUUGUGCCCAGAAGUGUGUGGGAGUGGCUGGACCAGGGGCUUGCCUGGUGGUGCGUGAGUCCAGGGCCUGCCACGAGUCUAUCAUGGAGUGUCCUGAACUCAGAUGGUAAAUUUAGCGUCUAGUUCUAAAAACAGAAAAUGUGCCCAUGUAUGUGUCUGACGUUACAGAGAUUCACACAUGCCCCUGCGAAGGCUGUCGCCCGGAGUCUGUGAGCAGGGGCCAGGCUGUGGGCUGGUGCUGGUCCUGGUGUGAGCGGAGCACCCGUGGGUCCCCUGGACCUUCCUGAGGGGAAGAGCAGCUCCCAGGGGGUGGUGGGGGAGUGUUCUGUGACACCCCCACCCACAGGCCUCCCUCUACCAGGCAGCGCAGAUGGAAAAUGAGAGCCGUGAGAUUCAGAGCAAGAUGGCCUCAUUUUUUCACUUGAUUUGUAACGUUCUACACUUCUCAAACGUGUGCAGUCCUCUUAACAUUGUUAAUUUACUUAAAAGAUUAUUCUGUCCGAGCGAACUUUUGACCAGGUGAGCACCCUUUGACUUGGUGUGACACUGUCAGCACCUGAUGCUUUAAACCUCAUCUCCUCAGCUCUGAAAACCGGUGCCAGGAGAAGCAGUCGCUGACGACUGCUGUUGAUAUUUCAGGCUGUAAAUCUGAAUUCCGUUCGUGCUGGAGGAACAAAUACCACUGUCUCGUGCGAGAAAGCGCCUCUGAAAGCGCGCUAAGCAGUCGCUGGCUUCUCAUUAGCUUCUGAAGUCUGUGUAAGGAAACACACUAACUUCUGUACAUUUUGAAGACUUUUGGUCAAUGAAAUUUAUUUUGACCCACCCAUUUGGGUGCUGCUUUUAUUGUUUAACUGGAAUGUUAGAGAUCGCCGCUGACUCAGCUGCCAGUGAUGGGCCAUUGAGUGUCCCCGGGAGGUGGGAGACUGUGGGUGUGGUGUUCCCCUUCCUCACACUGCAGGGGUGAAGGGGCCUCUUCCAGCCAGGGAGUCCCGCACCCUGACUGCAGGCCGUGUAUUAGAUGCACAUUUGUAGUUUUCCCCUGGGAUUGCUGGCCUUUCAGCAUGAACUCUGGCCAUGUUUUGGAGUAUCUAAUCAUCCAGGCACAUUGUAUUUUCAAGAAAUGAUGGAGAGGAAGGCAGGGGCUCUGGCCUGGCCAGAGGGUGUGCUGGUCGGUGUGCUUGGUGGAAGCAGGCAGCGGUGUCGUCCUUUUCAAGUCCCCUGCAGAUGCAACUCAGCCCGUAGCCUGCAGCCAGCCAGCCGUGCCAAGCCUGGCCCUAGCCCACUCCCUCCAGGGUAGCCACUGCUGAGGACACAGCCGGGACGAGGUUGGGUCGGCGGGACCUUUUGGAGCUCCUUUUGCCUUUGGCAAGGGCAGGCGUUGAGUCGAGAGCAGCCGCGGCACGGCCUGUCGCUCUGUUCUCGCUGCCCUUGGCCAGGGGCUGCCUGGCCACACAGAGCCCACGCAGGUUAGAAAAUGAAUGUGAAGCACAGUUGUGUUCUGAGAAGCGAGAUUGCUUGUGUUCUUGAUGACUCACACCCAGCCCUAACCCUAGAAUGGAGGGGCAGUAGGGAGGUUCUAGUCUGUGCUACCUAGAAGGGUCAUUUUAAUAAGAAUUACAUGAAUUAUACUUUAGAUGAAUGACUUAUUCGCAAGUUAUUUUCACUACUCUGGUAUUUCACUGUGAUGUCAACAUGGAAGACCUGAGAUGAGUUGUUGGAUUUUCAGCUCGUCAGAUCUGCCGAGCACAGGAUUCUGGUCGUUUGUAAAUCCAAACACUGUGUGAAAAUACUUCUAGUUACCACUCCUUCCUUUACAGAAGCAUAACCUAACCAUGAAGUAAUGUUGCUUUAUAGAACUAUUUACUGUUCAAGGUCUGUAAUUGUAUUUCAAACUGAUGUAGUAUUCAACCUGUGAGGGGAUUUGUUUUGUCGUUGUAUGUGGCACCACCCUGCAGAGUAGGGGCUGCUCUGUGGUCACAGCAGGUGGGCCCUGUGCAGGUCACGUAAGUCACCCUGACGGCGGUGUUGUCUCUAGCAGUUGGCUGGGAUGCGUUCACUAGGCUAUUUCACGUUCGGUAAUGUCUUCUGGAAAAGUCCCUGGGGUGUGUCAAGGAGACUGCGUCCCCCGCCCCUGAGGAAUGUCCUUCCUGAGGCAAAUAGGCGCCUUGGUAUCGCACACACUGAGUAGAGAGGAGGCAGUGUUUCCAAACCCAAGGAAGCUUGCAAAGUCAGGAACUGAGCUGCUUGGGAAUCGGUGCCGCCAGCGUGGCCUCGGUGAUGCGGGAAGCACCGGGAAGUUCUUGACAGUCUGUGUCCUUUGAGUCACUGCACUUCUCUUUUUCCAAAUGCAUCCUAUUGGAUACGGAAUAGAGCGUAGAUGCCCUAGACUGAGCUCUGGGACUGUGUUGGGACCGCACAGGUGAAUGUGCCCUUCCACGAAUGGCGGCACCUGUGCACGUGGAGGCGGAGCUCCCGCUGUGCCGCGGCGCGCCUGGCUCUUCUUGCGGGGGUUCUGAGUGGAGCGCCGUCGGAUCCUUCCCGACUGUGGCUAGGGGUCCGUCCGGGCGUGGGGAAGGGGUGUGGUGGGAUCAAGGUCUGAAUCUUGUGCAACCUGUGCCAUGGACUGUGACAUUGUAAGGUCUGUGUUCUGUAUGUGGAUCUCAGACCCAAUCAGGAAACGGAACUCCUGUGUGUCGUUAACAUUUAUAUUUCCCUUCAAAAUAUGUACUCAGUGUUUAUUCCUCAAACAGACUUUGUUAAUUUAGGAAUAUCUCCAAGUGGAAACGUGCUAACUUUUCUGUAAAUCUUAAAUAAAAGGUGCUGUUCCUUCCUCUAA
Oryctolagus cuniculus (rabbit) is the source of this 7416-nucleotide messenger RNA. The record is from RefSeq and is a predicted model, not a curated record. Lineage: Eukaryota; Metazoa; Chordata; Mammalia; Lagomorpha; Leporidae.